UGUUCCCCUGAAUAUUCAAGUCGUGGUGCUGGGCUGUAAUUGUACUGGUGGAGAGAAAAGAAAAGAAAGAAAAAAAGAGAGGGAUUAUUAUUUUAAUGAGGGACGAGAAGACCAAACAAACAAACAAACCCUAAUGCUAUCGUUCUUCAAAACCGGAAAAAUAAAAACCCUAGAAUAAUUUCAGGGGAUUUUUAAUCUGAAUCGAGAUCUAAAUUCAAAGAGACAACAAUCAAUCAAGAAACAAGGUUAGCUUCAUCAAAGAGAUUUCUUCUUUUUCCUUCUUCAAUUGUUUACUUACUUGUAAAGAUAUUGCUGAUUCUUGAUCAUUGAAUUUGGCAUUUUUUAUGUUUUUGAUUAUGGUUAUGGAAUUCUGAUAUAGGGUUUGAUAGAAUUGAUAUCCUCAUUACAAGAAAACGAAGUGGGUUUUUAUUUUCUGAUAAAGGGUUUGGAUCUGUUUUAGAGUAAAAAUGUUGUCGAGAUCGUAUACAAAUCUGUUAGAUCUAGCGUCGGGUAAUUUCCCGGCUAUGGGUCGGGAAAGGAAGAGACUUCCUAGAGUGAUGACUGUACCAGGUAUAAUAUCUGAGCUUGAUGAUGAUCAAGCUAAUAGUGUUACAUCUGAUGUGCCAUCAUCUGUUAUUCAAGAUCGGAUGAUUAUUGUUGCUAAUCAACUGCCUGUCAAAGCUAAAAGGAGGCCGGAUAAUAAAGGUUGGAGUUUUAGUUGGGACGAAGAUUCUUUACUAUUGCAACUUAAAGAUGGUUUACCUGAUGAAAUGGAAGUUCUUUAUGUUGGAUCAUUGAAAGUUGAUGUUGAUGUAAAUGAACAAGAUGAUGUUUCACAGAUUCUAUUGGAGAGAUUUAAGUGUGUACCUGCUUUUUUACCACCAGAUAUAUUAGCUAAAUUCUAUCAUGGGUUCUGUAAAUUGCAUCUCUGGCCACUUUUCCAUUACAUGUUGCCGCUUUCUGCUGAUCAUGGUGGUAGGUUCGAUAGAUCUUUAUGGGAAGCUUAUGUUUCUGCUAAUAAGUUGUUCUCGCAGAAAGUCAUUGAAGUCAUAAACCCCGAAGAUGAUUUUGUUUGGAUCCAUGAUUAUCAUCUUAUGGUCUUACCUACAUUCUUGAGAAGGCGUUUUAAUCGACUGAGAAUGGGUUUCUUCUUGCACAGUCCUUUUCCGUCAUCUGAGAUCUAUAGAACACUUCCAGUUAGAGAAGAGAUUCUGAAGGCGCUUUUGAAUUCGGACUUGAUUGGUUUCCAUACUUUCGAUUACGCUAGGCAUUUUCUUUCUUGUUGUAGUAGAAUGUUGGGUUUGGAGUAUCAAUCAAAGCGGGGUUACAUCGGGUUGGAAUACUAUGGAAGGAUGGUGGGAAUUAAGAUCAUGCCUGUCGGGGUUCACAUGCGUCAAAUUGAGAAUGUAUUGAAUUUGGCGGAUAAAGAGUGGAGGGUAUCCGAACUUAAACAGCAAUUUGAGGGGAAGACUGUAUUGCUUGGAGUUGAUGAUAUGGAUAUAUUCAAAGGGAUUAAUUUGAAGUUACUGGCGAUGGAACAGAUGCUAAAGCAGCACCCUUCAUGGCAAGGAAGGGCUGUACUGGUUCAGAUUUGCAAUCCUGCAAGGGGCAAAGGAAGAGAUCUUGAGAUAAUACAAGCGGAAAUAAAGGCAACUACCAAGAGGAUCAAUGAAGAAUAUGGGAGGACUGGUUAUGAACCGAUUGUUCUCAUUGACAAGCCAGUUAACAUCAGUGAACGAAUUGCUUAUUACACUAUUGCUGAAUGUGUUGUUGUCACUGCUGUGAGGGAUGGGAUGAACCUUAUCCCAUAUGAGUACAUUGUGUGCAGACAAGGAAUAACAAAACCGGAGUCUGAUUCAAAUUCCAGCGGGCCAAAAAAGAGUAUGCUAGUGGUAUCUGAGUUCAUUGGGUGUUCUCCUUCACUUAGUGGUGCAAUCCGUGUCAACCCAUGGAACAUUGAAACCACUGGUGAGGCAAUGAACGAAGCAAUUUCAUUGGCUGAGCCAGAGAAGCAGAUGCGACAUGAAAAGCAUUACAGGUAUGUUAGCACUCAUGACGUUGGUUACUGGUCUCGGAGCUUCUUGCAGGAUUUGGAGAGAACUUGCAGAGAUCAUUUUAAGAGAAGAUGUUGGGGAAUUGGUUUGAGCUUUGGUUUCAGAGUUGUAGCACUUGAUCCUAAUUUCAGAAAACUUUCUAUAGACACAAUUGUAUCAUCUUAUGCUCGAGCCAAGAGUAGGGCUAUAUUGUUAGACUAUGAUGGCACUGUGAUGCCCCAAACCUCCAUUAACAAGAGUCCAAGCGAAGAAGUCAUGUCAUUGCUUAGCACGCUCUGUAGUGACGAGAAAAACUGCGUUUUUAUUGUCAGUGGAAGAGGGAAAGAUAGCUUAGGCAAAUGGUUUUCCCCAUGUGAGAAGCUUGGAAUUGCAGCAGAACACGGUUACUUUGUGAGGUGGUCAGCAGAUGAAGAGUGGGAAACUUGUGGACAAACUACGGAUUUUGGGUGGAUACAGAUGGCUGAACCUGUAAUGAAAUUAUAUACUGAAACUACUGAUGGUUCAUCUAUCGAGACCAAGGAAAGUGCCUUGGUGUGGCACCAUCGUGAUGCAGACCCAGGCUUUGGAUCCAGCCAAGCAAAGGAGAUGUUAGACCAUUUGGAGAGUGUACUAGCUAAUGAACCUGUAGCUGUGAAGCGUGGUCAAUUUAUAGUAGAAGUGAAGCCUCAGGGUGUCAGCAAAGGUCUAGUUGCAGAAAAGAUCUUCACGAAAAUGGCUGAGAAUCAACGCAGGGCUGAUUUUGUAUUGUGCAUUGGGGAUGACAGGUCAGACGAGGAUAUGUUUGAAAUCAUUGGCAAUUCUAUGUCAAGGGGUAUAAUCUCCUCCAAUACAGCAGUCUAUGCAUGUACAGUAGGACAGAAGCCAAGUAAGGCCAAGUAUUAUUUGGAUGACACAUCUGAGGUCAUAAUGAUGCUUGAAGGUCUAGCUGAAGCCUCUGAUCCAUCAGUUUCACCCUAAAACCGGAGUAACGAGAAGCUUCCAUUAAAAUCUUCUGUCUGGUCUGCCUUUCACCAAAACCUUAAAUUUCUCCCAUCAGUUAUCCAGACAAAUCAGAGGAAGUUAUUCAACUCAAGAGUUGGAAGGUAUUAUUGAUCAUGGCUGGAUCUGAAACUGGUUGGAAAGGACUUCUGGUGAACAAAUGGUUCAAGGGAUUGGUGAUAGUAUCCAAAACAGAAGCACUUUUUCUCUCCUGUUGCAAAUGUACAUGAGAAAAGACUGAAGCUUUCGUGUCUGGGUUCUUGGGGUAAUAGUUUUCUGUACAAGGGAGUUUUAAAAGAUUGAGGGAUUCAUUCAUGGGGUUGGACAAGGGAAUCAGGAUUAUUUGGAAAAAAAACAAAAACAAAAAAGGAAGUGCCAAAUUUUUUCUUCUUACAUCACUGUAUGUUCUUCAUCUGGUCUUUCAUUUCAGCUGGCUAAUUUAGUAACUUUUUCUGUCCUGGAAAUCUAAGAUUCAGGUAAAAUAAAUACGUAAGUAGACAUUGGCUGGUGGAUAGGGUAAUUUGUUGAAUAUCACUGAUAAUACCAUUCUCCCUUCUUUUCUUUUUUUUAGAGUGAACUUUUGGUUACUUUUAGUAGUAGUACAAACUUUGAUGGUUGAUCUGAUUAUGUAAAUGUAAAUUUCAAAGAAAUCUAUGUUGUUUCUUUCUUAUUAAGUA
Papaver somniferum (opium poppy) is the source of this 3709-nucleotide messenger RNA. RefSeq names its product probable alpha,alpha-trehalose-phosphate synthase [UDP-forming] 7. The record is from RefSeq and is a predicted model, not a curated record. NCBI's taxonomy places the organism in Eukaryota, Viridiplantae, Streptophyta, Magnoliopsida, Ranunculales, Papaveraceae. Gene Ontology annotation, molecular function: catalytic activity. Gene Ontology annotation, biological process: trehalose biosynthetic process. The transcript is spliced from 3 exons. Gene Ontology annotation, cellular component: cytosol. The coding region runs from base 468 to 3011 and encodes 847 amino acids.